Messenger RNA from Mya arenaria, 2958 nucleotides. RefSeq lists its product as uncharacterized. The transcript has 5 exons. The record is from RefSeq and is a predicted model, not a curated record. NCBI's taxonomy places the organism in Eukaryota, Metazoa, Mollusca, Bivalvia, Myida, Myidae. Bases 67 to 1224 code for a protein of 385 amino acids.
GCCUGCUUUCGAAACAAGAUAUUGCAAAACAUACCUGCAAUGAGUUAGACAAAACAACUCGGAUCAAUGAAAAACACGAGAAUGGAACCUAACAAAAUAUGUUUUAUUGUGCAGUGUUUUUUGUGUGCUCAUUUAUUCGUGUUCUGUGUUUUGAUCAACGGUGAGCAAGUGAUUAACGUCACAAAUGAUACGUGUGGCCAGCACAUCUUCUUACAACCAGAUUAUAAUCUACAGUUUCAUUAUGACGGCAGCCCAAUUUUCAACCCAGACGGCUCCAUAACAAAAUGCGAAUUCAAAAUUAUUAACUCUUUGGAAAAUACAGAGCUGUGUGUAUCAAGCUACGGAGAGCUGAAACAUCAAAUCUGGUGGGAACGCCUGUGCACAUCUAGGUUCCGGUUUCGCUACCAAAGAUAUAGCUCGGUGAUGUGCCAUAGAUUUACGUACUUUAAAGAAUGUAGAAAGGCCGAUGUAGCGUAUGCAGAGUUUAAACACGCCUCCACAUAUAAAAACAAUGACUUCGACGUUGUGGUCUUUGCUGAAUAUAAGGCUCCAACCACAACAUGGCGCAGUUCGUAUGAAGACGACGAUUAUGAUGAUGACGAUGGAAGUAGUUUUUCGAUGACGGGCGUGGCUUUAGGAAUCAUGUCUAUAGUGUUUGCAAUCUGCUUCUGUGUUUGCAAAGUUAGUAGAAAUGAAAAUACGCCAAGUGAUCAAAGAACCCAAAACACGUUAGGUCGAAAUACUGAGGUUGGCGGGCUAUCACAUGAACCUUUGCAAGUAGACGCAUCGGCUUUUCCAAGAUCAGAUUCUCCUCCCCCAUACGGAUCCCUUAUUUUUGAUGGGGUGGACAAACACAGGACCGCGCAAAGGGAUCCAUCCCUUCCCCCAUAUAUAUCCGAUAAAGAUUUCAUUACUAAGUGUCCGUCAUCGCGACCAUUGAUAGCGGAUCUACCUCAAGAGGGAGCAUGUGAUGUUCCCCCUAAUUUGCCACAAGCGCCACCACAAAGUGAAAUUCCAUCACAUAGUGGAUCCAGCAGUGUUCCCUACCAAGCGACAGGAAGCGAAAGCAGACAAACAGAUGGAACAUCAAGACAUUCAACUAGUAGUAACAAUGAAACAACCCCGAAUCCGCCUCAACCUCCAAUAGAGUUGUCAGAGAGACCACCGCCUCCAUCCUACGAAGCUGCCGUCUCUAAUGAAAGCCAAUAUUUGCCAUAUGAAUGAACUAAUUGAAGAUGCAUUUAAAAGUUAUUGGUUUAAACAUAUUUCAUUGAGCAAAAGUUAACAAAAUUUCAAUAUAAGUAAAUAAUUAAAAUCAGGAUUUGAACGGUAGAAAUAAACUAAUAGAGUUCCGGUCCCUGUUAUGAUAAAUAACAAUUUGCAUUAAAGGCAGUUAUUACUAAUGAAGUAAUUAUAAUACAAGCUCAAAUUAAAGUAUGUUUUAAACACAAAUGAUUGGAUGUGAGACUUCAAAUACAAUAACUAUAAUCAAGAAUAAAGUGUUUAUUUAGGAGUUGACUAAACUUAUAUAGAAUAAUAAAAUAUAGUACGAGAAAAAAGGAAUAAGAAAGAUGAAGAGAUGCAAUAUGUAAAAGCUAUGUGAGAUUGGGCGGUAGAAGUCGAUGACUGGUUUUCAAAUAUUUUUGAAAUGUAAAUUAAACGAUGAACUGCGUCGAACAGAGUGCUAUUGUUCUCUUUAAUGACAGGGUGACAUCACCAUAUAAUAACAAACGGAGUAUUGCCUCAGUCAGAGAUUGGACAGUAGUGAGCAUAUGUUUCCUUUGUUCAAAGGGAUGACAAAUGAAGAGAAAAUGUUAUGACGUCUGUGUACUUGCACAUCUACAAAAUGGUGAGAGAAUAAUAUGGUUAACAUAGAGGUGGUGAUUCAGGGACCUACAAUCUUUGUGGAGGCGAGUGUACGUGACCUAUAGCCGACGUUUCCCAAAAUAAAACAUUGUGUUUUGUUGGCGUAUCCAAAUAGAGGUAUAAUUUAAAACCAGCAAUAUUGUUAACAGUCUUUGCUAUAGCUGGGAGACGAUUCCAUUCAGAUAUUGUAGAAGGAAGGAAUAAAUUCCUAUAUAAAGAUGUGCGGGUUCGGAAACUGGAUAUAGUGGAUGAAUUUCUAAGUGAUCUUGUUGGAGGUUGCCCUACUGUCUGAGGAACUAAAAUGUAUAGUAUAACCAUUUUUCAUUUUAAAGAAGAGAGGAAGUUUGUGUUUCUCUCGUAUUAGUAUUCAAAGUCUCCUAAUCAGAUUCGAUUUGGAGCAAGCGCAGAGAAACCAGACGAGUACAACCAGUAGCUAUUAGCGCACAUUCCUUUUUUGUCCAGUUCAUCUUUUUUUAUAGUAUGUACAAUGACCUCAGAUAGCAUCUGCAUACUCCAAGAUUGGCCUUAAAACGAGAGAAAAAAUACUUCCACAGACCGUCUACUGAGAUCAAGUCGAUAAGGAAGACGAUUCUUAAUAUUAACUCUGGACCAGGCUUUAUCUUUGAUGAGGUUAAUAUGAGCAUGCCAACUGCAAUCAUCAAAGAGAGAAAUGCCUAGAUGUUUGUGAGGUUCAACAGAAGGUAUAGCUGUGUCGAACAUAUAUAUUCACCGGUGGAUGAAUGGGUUCAUUUCUUUACCGAGCUAUGACGAAAGAUUCCGAUUAUGUAGGAUUGAACUUUACAAGCCAUCUGUCAGCCCAGAGAGAUAUUUUCUUUUUGUAUGUUUGUAGUUUUAUGCAGUCUGAGGGGAGUCGACAAAAGCAAAGAGACUCGUGUCAUCUGCAAAACAGGUUUAUAUGUGAAUCAACCUCCUUAACAAUAUUGUUAAUAUUACCAGUCUAAACUUUCCAUACAGUUUAAACAGUUCUUAUGGGAAUGUUAGUAAUGUGUGAGUAUGUUUACAUCUUUAUAAUGCACCAUUUCAGUCAUAAUAAAAUUGUAUGUCCAUAUAUGUCGAAUAAACUUUAUCCAA